AUGAGCAAAUGUCCGUCCAAACUCAAACCUUUGACCGUGCUAGAACUACAAGAAGCUAGCAGAAUGUGGUUGCAUAGCUGCCAGUCAACAUAUUACGAAGCCGAAAUUACAAACCUUAAGACCAACGAGAAACGUCUCACACUCGUGAAACAGUUACGAUUAUUCCUUGACGAAGAUGGAUACAUUCGCUGCGGUGGGAGAAUCCACAAUGCACCACUGACAGAAUUAACGAAAUUCCCGUACCUACUCCCGAACAAACACCCCCUGACGCGUUUGAUAGUUUUAGACGCGCAUGAGACCCAGCUACACGCCUGCACGAGUGCCUUGAUCACACAUUUAAGACAAAGAUACUGGAUACCUGCUCUCAGACAGUACGUCCAGAGCCUUCAGCGAAAGUGUACCCAGUGUCGAAAGGUUACAGGAAGACCGUAUGCAGCCCCAGAUCCCCCGCCCCUACCUAAGAUGAGAGUUCAAGACGCACCCCCUUUUACAGUAACUGGAGUCGAUUUCACGGGGGCGCUUUAUGUUAGAAACAGAAACAAUGCUGAGAAGAAAGCCUACAUUUGCCUCUUCACGUGCGCUUCUACACGAGCUGUUCAUCUCGAGGUGGUACCAGAUUUAUCUGAAGAAUCUUUCAUCCGGGCUUUCAGACGAUUUACCUGCCGAAAUUCACUACCCCGUAUCCUGGCAUCUGACAAUGCAACUACCUUUAACGCAGCAGCCAACAGCAUUCAGCUAUUAUUGAGAUCAGCGACUAUCCAAGAUACUUUCCAUAGCCAAGGCACCGAGUGGAGAUUCAUACCUAAGCGAGCACCAUGGUUCGGUGGAUGGUGGGAACGGAUGAUUGGACUAAUGAAAACCACCAUUAAAAAGGUACUAGGUCGUGCAUUUAUCAGCUACGAAAGCUUACGUACGAUCGUUACAGAGAUAGAGGGAGUCAUGAAUGACCGACCGCUUACCUACGUCACAACUGAUGCAGCAGAUCCGGAUCCACUUACGCCAGCGCACCUGCUCUACGGACGUCGUAUUACAUCCCUUCCACAUCUAGAAGAAGUUCCUGCACCCAAACCCUCUACACAAACGGACAUAUCCAAACGUGCAAGGAUACUGAAACAACUGAUCGGCAACUUCCGUGAACGAUGGCGACAUGAAUACCUGACGUCAUUACGCCAAUACCACCGGACGACAGGAAACAACACACAGACUAUAAAGGUUGGCGAUGUGGUGCAGAUAUACGAUGACUCACCAAGGACUCAUUGA
Messenger RNA from Mercenaria mercenaria, 1260 nucleotides. RefSeq lists its product as uncharacterized. Lineage: Eukaryota; Metazoa; Mollusca; Bivalvia; Venerida; Veneridae. Bases 1 to 1260 code for a protein of 419 amino acids. Gene Ontology annotation, biological process: DNA integration. The transcript has a single exon. The record is from RefSeq and is a predicted model, not a curated record. Gene Ontology annotation, molecular function: nucleic acid binding.